Messenger RNA from Diceros bicornis minor, 960 nucleotides. Its product is annotated as olfactory receptor 51F1-like. Gene Ontology annotation, biological process: G protein-coupled receptor signaling pathway. NCBI's taxonomy places the organism in Eukaryota, Metazoa, Chordata, Mammalia, Perissodactyla, Rhinocerotidae. The record is from RefSeq and is a predicted model, not a curated record. The transcript has a single exon. Gene Ontology annotation, cellular component: membrane. Bases 1 to 960 code for a protein of 319 amino acids. Gene Ontology annotation, molecular function: olfactory receptor activity; G protein-coupled receptor activity.
AUGCUACAAAUUCAGGACAACAUGGAGAUCCUAAGUAACACGACAUCUCAAUUUCCAACCUUCUUAUUGACCGGCAUUCCUGGAGCAGAGUCUGUCCAUGCCUGGAUCUCCAUUCCUUUUUGUUGUCUGUAUGCCAUUGCCCUUUCUGGGAACAGUAUGAUCCUGUUGGUCAGCAUUACCCAGCAGACUCUCCAUGAGCCCAUGUACUAUUUCCUCUCCAUGUUGUCAGCUGCAGACUUGGGCUUGACUGUUUCUACAAUGUCAACAACAUUAGGCAUCCUCUGGUUUGAUGCAAGAGAAAUAAGGCUAGAUACCUGCAUUGCCCAGAUGUUUUUUCUUCAUGGAUUUACCAUCAUAGAAUCUGGAGUGCUAGUGGCUAUGGCUUUCGACCGCUAUGUGGCUAUCUGUGAUCCUCUGAGAUAUACUACCAGUCUCACUAAUUCCAGAAUCGUUCAAAUGGGCCUCUUAAUGAUUACACGCACUGUAGUAUUGAUAAUGCCACUACUCUUGCUCCUUAAGCCCCUUAAUUUCUGUAGAGCAAAUAUCCUUUCUCACUCCUACUGUUACCAUCCAGAUGUGAUUAAAUUAGCACGUUCAGAUACUCGGGCCAACAGCAUCUGGGGAUUAAUUGUUCUCAUGCUGACCACAGGAGUAGAUACACCAUGCAUUGUCCUGACUUAUAUCUUGAUCAUUCGCUCUGUCCUCAGUAUUGCCUCCUCUGAAGAACAAAAGAAGGUCUUUAGCACCUGUGUCUCCCAUAUUGGAGCAGUUGCUAUUUUCUACAUCCCCUGGAUGAGCCUAUCGUUGGUGCAUCGCUAUGGUAGAUCAGCCCCCAAAGUGGUCCACUCAGUGAUGGCUAAUAUAUACCUGCUUUUGCCCCCUGUACUCAAUCCCAGCAUCUAUAGUGUAAAAACAAAACAGAUUCGCAAGGCUAUACUCAGUCUACUCCUUAUGAAAUAA